Molecule: messenger RNA, 927 nt
Organism: Tilletiopsis washingtonensis
Lineage: Eukaryota; Fungi; Basidiomycota; Exobasidiomycetes; Entylomatales
Exons: 2
Coding region: 1-696 (231 amino acids)
Source: RefSeq, a predicted model, not a curated record
AUGAUGACGCUGCACGCCCCCGCGCCGCGCCGGCCCAUCCCGCUGCUGCGCCGCCGCGGCCACGCCCACUCCUCGUCGCUCUCCAGCAGCAGCGGCAGCGGCAGCCACGCCGCGCUCCUCGGCGUCACGUCCGCCAGCACCUUUGCCUCGGCGCCCGUCUCGCGCGCGCCCUCGUCGCGCAGCGCCGCGCCCGCCGCGGCGCAGCCGCCGUGCACGCCACCGCGCGAUGCUCGCCGGUCUAUCGCUGCGCAGCUCGAAGAUGCAGCGGCAGAUCAGGACGCCACGCCUACUCGCGCUCGCACAGUCGAUGCGUCUGGCUCUCUCUGCGCAGACCACGGCGAGCGCAUCGCUCGCGCCGCAUCGCCCGGGCUCCUGCCGCCGCUCUCGCCGAGCACGCUGCAUCUCGAAGCGCUGCGCCGUUCCGCCUCGCCUGCAGGCCGCACUGGCGGCGCCAGCGAUGCCUCCUCAUCCCGCUGCACCUCUGCGGCGCCCACUACAGCGCCCUCGUCGCCGGCGCCCAGCAGCGGCCUGGCAGCCAUGCACCCGCAUACGCCGCGCGCCGCCUUUGGCCUCGCCACUGUGCACUCGCCCAUCCCGCGCGACUGGACGCUCAACCCGCUGGCGCGUCGACGCCUCGACGCCGUCUUUCUCGAGGCCGAGACGCGCGCCGUCGACGCUGCCAAGCACAGCUCGUGAUGCUGGCUCGCCGCUGAGCACAGCCUGCGCUGCCGCCUCGCCACGCUUCGCUUUGUGAUGCCGCCUCGCCACUCUUCGUCUUCGUCACGACCUGCAUCUUCCCAGACUAUACCAGGCACCCGCGUCAUCGUCAUUCUUCACCCAGCGUCACUAUGUACACCCACACGUCUCUCUCUCAGCCCUUCUUGCCCCAGCCAAACUUUGCCGCCAAUCCAGUCUUGUCAUCGUACU